AUGGCAUUUUCCAUAGUAGAAUACUAUGGCGAGAACUCAAGGUAUCAAUGCGGAUAUUGUAAGCAGUCCAGCUCAUGCUCUUCCUAUGGUAUGUGGGCACACAAGCUUUGUUGCCAAGACUAUCAAGAGCUGAUUGAUCGUGGCUGGCGGCGAUCCGGUUGCUACUGUUAUAAACCUAUGAUGGAAAUCACUUGCUGCCCAUCGUACACCAUAAAGUGUGAUGCUAUGAACUUUCGACUGAACAAAUCCCACAAAAAAAUUAUAAAACGGAUGAACAAGUUUCUGCGUGAUGGCAAACAAGACACAACAGAAAUGACGGUUCUAUCGAACAGCGAGGAAACCACAUCUCAAGACAUCGGUGGCCACGAGCAUAUGGAAAUACCCUGCGUAAAACCGAAACCACUAGAUCCGAGUCUGAUGGGUUUGGACACGAAUGAUAGCGAUGAAAGUCGGCCUGUUGCUGACCAAAGUGGGUUCAGUGGUUUACAUAUACCCAAAGUGACAGAAUCCAUGAGCGUUUCAGUACAUCCAAGCGAUUCCAAAGUAACCAAUCAGCCAAAGAAAGCCAAGAUGUUGCGCAUUGAAAGGAAGCGAGAAAAGCUGCAGAAGAAAGGACUGUCUGGGGAAGCAAUCGAACAUAUGAUGAAACCCAGUGGAAUGAAACAUCAAGAAAAAACGCUAGAAGAUUUUCUUGCGGAAUGUCCACAGGAAAAUGAAAAGCCUGUGCACCAUUUGCAGGUAAAAUGUGUAGUUGCUAGUGAAGGUGCCACUGCUGCCACAUUCAAACUGUACAGCUUAUACCAACAAAGCAUUCAUAAAGAUCCACCAUCCAAACUGAACAUGGACCGCUUCAAGCGGUUCCUUGUUAAAUCACCACUGAAGAUCGUGACGCUUCUCACUUCUGGAACAAAAUUUAGAGAAAGCUUGCAUGUUUCAUACGAUCUGUACAAAAAGUAUCAGACGGCCAUUCACAAUGAUCCACCCGGUGCGAUUGAAGACUAUCUGGACUUUUUGGUGAAGUCGCCGUUAAAGGAUUCGCAAGAGUACGGUACCUUCCAUCAACAGUACUGGCUGGAUGAUCGUCUAAUUGCCGUCGGUGUGAUUGAUGUGCUACCGUACUGUGUCAGCUCGGUAUAUUUUUUCUACGAUCCUGAGUUUAAAUUUCUAUCUCUCGGUACUUACGGUUCGUUACGAGAGCUAGCGUUCACACGUUCACUGAACAGUAAAAUUCCUAGUAUUAAAAGCUACUAUAUGGGUUUUUACAUACACUCAUGCCCUAAGAUGCGAUACAAAAGUAACCUUCAGCCAUCUUACUUACUUUGUCCGGAGGCAUAUACAUGGCAUACGCUAGAUAAAACUGUUUUAUCGAAGUUAGACGCACAUAAGUACAGUCGACUAAAUGAUGAUGGUGGGGCGCAGGACGCGAACAAAACGACGGAACAGGACUUAAAGGACGUACUGCUACUUGUUGGCAGAUCCUAUACGACAUACUCUGAGUAUUUGGAAAUGGUUGGCAAAGGAAUUCCGUUUUUGUCGGAAUAUGCUCGACUGGUAGGGAAAAGCUGUGCAAAAAAAAUGAUGCUCUAUAGAGUGUAG
This is a messenger RNA of Anopheles marshallii, 1596 nucleotides long. It is a transcript of the gene Ate1, whose product is annotated as arginyl-tRNA--protein transferase 1. The record is from RefSeq and is a predicted model, not a curated record. Gene Ontology annotation, biological process: protein arginylation. The transcript has 7 exons. Gene Ontology annotation, molecular function: arginyl-tRNA--protein transferase activity. Lineage: Eukaryota; Metazoa; Arthropoda; Insecta; Diptera; Culicidae. The coding region runs from base 1 to 1596 and encodes 531 amino acids. Gene Ontology annotation, cellular component: cytoplasm.